AUGUCCCAAAAGAAACACAAUUAUGCGCUUCCGAUCGCACUCGCUGCUGGAGCCACUGUAGUGGGGAUCGCUGGAACUAUCUACUAUUACAAGGAUCAUGCCAUUGGAACACGAAAUCCAAAAUCUAUGGGACUUCCAGUGUUGAAGAAUCCCACACCGUUAAUUGGCAACACGCCAGAGAUGAUUGUCACGAAUGACUAUAGAACCGAUUGGAUUGCUCAAACGUGCAAAGAACUCGGAGAAGCAUGGGCAUUAACUUUACCGUUCCAGAAUUGUAUGCUAACUGUGAACGUUCAGGAUGUAGAAUUCAUCCUCAAAGAUCCAUACUUGUUUGAAAAGGGGGAAAAGUUUCGUGCGAAUGCUCAGGACAUGUUGGGCCAUGGAAUUUUCAAUUCCGAUGGCCAAGAUUGGCGUAUAGCUCGUAAAGUCGGCGCAAAUAUCUUCAACGUCAAGAACUUCAGGGAUUUAUUCAGCAAUGUGUUUGUUGAGGAAUCCCAGAAGCUUGUAGCCCAAAUUCGAACGGCAGCAUCGAUGGGUGGUAUAAUCGAGUUGCAAGAUUUGUUGUUAAGGGCUACUCUUGAUAGCUUCACUUUGAUUGCAAUGGGUCGUAAAACAAACGCCAUCGAAGGCAACGGUAAAAUCAACGCCGAUGGAAUUUAUACCCUUCCUGUUGAGCCUUUUAUGCAGGCAUUCGAUGGAGCCAACCAAAUCACGUCGACACGUUUCUCUACACCCUUUUGGUCCAUCUUGGAGUAUUUCAAUGGUGAUCAUGCUAAAAUGCAUGGAUAUUUGAAGGUUAUGAAUGAUUUUGCAAAGGAUGUUGUUGAUGAGAAGCGUGCCAAAAUUGCUGCUGGUCAUAAAGGUUCAGACCUAUUGGAUCUAUUCAUGAGCAAUGGCAAUGAUGAUGGGACGCCAUUAACUGACACUCAAUUACGUGAUAUCACCCUCAAUUUCAUUAUCGCAGGCCGAGAUACUACGGCCCAAACAUUGGGUUGGACCUUCAUGAGAUUAUCUCAAAACCCCGAAGUCGAAAAGAAGUGCCGAGCCGAGUUACUUGCUGUUUUGGGUAAAGACGGCCAAUACACUUUUGAAUCACUCAAGCAGCUCAAGUAUACGAAUGCCACAUUCUUGGAAGCUUUGCGCAUGCACGCGAAUGUUCCUGGCAAUCAGAAAACAGCCUCUGCCGAUUGUGUCCUUCCUGGAACUGGAACUCCAGUCAAAAAGGGGGAUGCCAUCUUCAUAUCACCAUAUGUUAUGGGUUACUCUACCGAUAUCUGGGGCCCUGACGCUGGUACUUUCCGACCUGAACGAUGGAUUGAUCAGGAUGGUCUUCUCAUCAAACCAAAUCAAUUCGCGUUUCCACAUUUCAAUGCCGGGCCUCGUAUAUGCCUAGGCAUGAACAUGGCUCAACAAGAAGGUUGGUCUGCUGUCCGAUUUGGAGUCUCUUCGACAAUUGACUCUGUCGUAUUCAUGUCAAACAUUAUUCGUAACUUUUCUCUCGAACUCGUUCGUGAGGAUUCCCCAGAACACUGGGGCGUAUUCUCGGAGGAUCCUUCUAAGCGCCUCGGUCGUUCCUCACCGGCAUUGACACUGAAUGCUCGAUGUGGCAUACAUUUCAAACCCAUCCCGCUAUGA
Synchytrium microbalum is the source of this 1635-nucleotide messenger RNA. RefSeq lists its product as uncharacterized. The coding region runs from base 1 to 1635 and encodes 544 amino acids. Gene Ontology annotation, molecular function: monooxygenase activity; oxidoreductase activity, acting on paired donors, with incorporation or reduction of molecular oxygen; iron ion binding. The transcript is spliced from 13 exons. Lineage: Eukaryota; Fungi; Chytridiomycota; Chytridiomycetes; Synchytriales; Synchytriaceae. The record is from RefSeq and is a predicted model, not a curated record.